Phaethon lepturus (White-tailed tropicbird) is the source of this 2423-nucleotide messenger RNA. Its product is annotated as myosin light chain kinase, smooth muscle-like. The annotation marks the transcript as partial. The record is from RefSeq and is a predicted model, not a curated record. The transcript is spliced from 13 exons. Lineage: Eukaryota; Metazoa; Chordata; Aves; Phaethontiformes; Phaethontidae.
AUGGGGGAUGUGAAACUGGUGACAUCUACUCGAGUCUCCAAAACCUCCCUGACACUCAGCGCCCCCGUCCCUGCUGAAGCACCAGCAUUUACUCUUCCUCCUCGGAAUAUCCGAGUGCAGCUGGGAGGCACUGCAAGAUUUGAGGGGAAGGUCAGAGGCUACCCUGAGCCUCGGAUCACGUGGUACAGAAAUGGACAUCCUGUCCCAGAGGGAGACCGUUAUGUCGUGGACCGCAGCAUUCGGGGGAUAUUCAGCUUGGUAAUCAAAGGUGUACAGGAAGGUGAUGAUGGUAAAUACACUUGCGAGGCUGCAAAUGAUGGUGGAGUUCGUCAAGUGACCGUGGAACUGACAGUGGAAGGAAACUCCUUGAAGAGAUACAGCCUGCCAUCCAGUGCCAAAACCCCUGGGGGAAGAAUUCCUGUUCCAUCUGUGGAGCAUAGGCCAAGCAUCUGGGGAGAGAGUCCACCCAAGUUUGCUACAAAACCCAAUAGAGUUGUUGUGCGUGAAGGCCAAACAGGCAAAUUCUCAUGUAAAAUAACAGGACGACCUCAGCCUCGAGUAACUUGGUUUAAGGGUGAUACUCAGUUGCAGCAAAAUGACCGUUUCAACAUGUUUGAGAAAACAGGCAUCCAGUUCUUGGAAAUCCAAAAUGCUCAGCUUGCUGAUGCAGGAAUUUACACAUGCACAGUGGUAAACAGUGCUGGGAAGGCAUCUGUGUCUGCAGAGCUCACUGUUCAAGGUCCAGAUAAGACUGACAUAUAUGCUCAGCCACCAUGCAUGCCAUCAAAACCAACACUUGCUGUUAAAGCGGUUGAAAAUUCAGAAUUCAAACAGGCAACUAGCAAUGGGAUUGCUAAAGAGCUGAAAUGUAGCAGCACUGAACUCAUGGUUGAAACCAAAACCAGGGUGCCAGCAAUGAAAGAGGCCUUUUACAUCACCAGAGAAGCCAAAGGCAGUAAGCAGGGACAGCAUCAAGAAGCUAAUGCAGUGUCUCCUCAAGAACCUAAAGAAGGAACAAAGGUAUCUCAGGUCUUGCAGAAAACUUCAAGCACCAUUACACUACAAGCUGUCAAACUGCAACGAGAACCAAAGGCAGAGUCCCAGGCCACUUUCAUCAGGCAGGGUGAAGACAGGAAAAGGGCUGUGCAUCCCCUGAUGUCAACACAUCAAACCCCAUCUCUGGCAGGGCAAGUCAGUCCAAGGAGCAGAGAAACAGAAAACAGGUCUGGAACCCGGAAGGCUGUAAUGGAGGAGAAGAGGGAGCCUCUGGGAAUUCCUCCUCAGUUUGAGAGCCGUCCACAGAGCAUGGAAGCAUCAGAAGGCCAGGAGAUUAAAUUCAAGAGCAAAGUUUCAGGGAAACCAAAACCAGAUGUGGAGUGGUUCAAAGAGGGUGAACCUAUUAAAGAUGGAGAAGAUAUCCAAAUAUAUGAAGAAGAUGGAAUUCAUUGCCUAUGGUUAAAGAAAGCCUGCUUGGGGGACAGUGGAUCUUAUAGCUGUGCAGCUUUCAACCCCAAAGGCCAGACUUCUACCAGUUGGUUGUUAACUGUCAGAAGGCCUAAAAUUCAAGAGGUUGCUCCAUGCUUUUCCAGUGUCUUGAAAGGAUGCACUGUGAGUGAAGGGCAAGACUUCGUGCUGCAGUGCUGUGUAGGAGGCAUACCGAUGCCUCAGAUCACAUGGCUUCUCAAUGACCAGCCAAUUCAGUAUGCCCAUUCCACUUUUGAAGAUGGAGUUGCGAAAUUGACUGUUCAAGAUGCCCUACCAGAAGAUGAUGGCAUUUAUACCUGUCUGGCUGAAAACAACACAGGACAGGCAUCUUGCAGUGCUCAGGUCACAGUCAAAGAAAAGAAGAGCAGCAAGAAGGCAGAAAAUGCACAGGCUGCCAAGUUAAACAAGACUUUUGCACCCAUCUUCCUUAAAGGCCUGACUGACCUCAAAGUAAUGGAUGGAAGUCAAGUGAUAAUGACUGUGGAGGUAUCAGCUAACCCACCUCCUGAAAUUAUCUGGCUGCACAAUGGGAAAGAAAUCCAGGAGACAGAAGAUUUCCACUUUGAGAAGAAAGGCAAUGAGUACAGUCUGUAUAUCCAGGAAGUAUUUCCUGAAGAUACAGGCAAAUACACCUGUGAAGCCUGGAAUGAAUUAGGAGAAACUCAAACCCAGGCUACAUUGACAGUACAAGAACCUCAGGAUGGUAUUCAGCCCUGGUUCAUUAGCAAACCGAGAUCAGUGACAGCAGCUCCUGGGCAAAACGUCCUUAUAUCCUGUGCCAUUGCUGGAGAUCCUUUCCCCACUGUUCACUGGUUUAAAGAUGGACAAGAAAUAAUGCCGGGAACAGCAUGUGAAAUCCUGCAAAAUGAAGACAUCUUCACACUGAUCUUGAGGAAUGUGCAGUCUCGUCAUGCAGGGCAAUAUGAAAUUCAGCUCAG